GAGGGGAAGGAGUUGAUGCCGGACGGCGCGUCCCAGAGCGACAGCACGGAGGACGAGGAGGGGGCGAGCCCGGGCGGCGCGGAAGGCGGCUGCUGCCGGCGGCCGGGCGGCGAUGGCGGGGACGAAGUGGCGGGCAGCGGUGUGGGAGCUGGCGAAGGCGAGACUGUCCAGCACUUCCCGCUGGCGCGCCCCAAGUCCCUCAUGCAGAAGCUGAGCUGCUCCUUCCAGAGUUCCUGGCUCAAAGAUUUCCCCUGGCUGCGCUAUUGCAAGGAGACUGGCCUUAUGUCGUGCGGCUGGUGCCAAAAGACCCCUGAGGAUGCGGGGAGCGAGGACCUUCCGCCAGUGGGGCACGAUGAGCUUUCGCGAGGGACCCGCAACUACAAGAAAACGCUCCUCCUGAGGCACCACGUCUCUAGCGAGCACAGAGCCAACGCCCAGGAGUCGGAAAUACCAUCAGAGGAGGGGGUCUGUGACUUUAAUAGUAAGCCAAAUGAGAAUUCUUAUUGCUACCAACUACUUCAACAACUAAAUGAACAGAGAAAGAAGGGUAUUCUUUGUGAUGUCAGCAUUGUGGUGAGUGGGAAAAUCUUUAAAGCUCAUAAGAACAUCCUGGUUGCAGGCAGCCGUUUCUUUAAGACUUUAUAUUGCUUUUCAAACAAAGAAAGCCCUAACCAAAACAAUACUACCCAUUUAGAUAUUGCUGCAGUUCAAGGUUUUUCAGCCAUCUUGGACUUCUUGUAUUCUGGUAACCUGGUGCUCUCAAGCCAAACUGCCAUUGAAGUGAUGACAGUGGCCAGCUAUCUUCAAAUGAGUGAAGUGGUUCAGACUUGCCGAAAUUUCAUUAAAGAUGCCUUAAAUAUAAGCAUGAAGUCGAAAGCUCCAGAGUCUGUUGUUGUGGACUAUAAUAAUAGAAAACCAAUUAAUAGAGAUGGUCUGCCUUCAUCACGGGAUCAAAAAAUUGCCAGUUUUUGGGCAACACGGAACCUUACCAACUUGGCAAGUAACAUAAAAAUUGAAAAUGAUGGUUGUAAUGUCAACGAAGGCCAAAUAGAUAACUACCAAAUGAGCGACAGUAGUUGGGUCCAGGAUGGCUCUCCUGAACUGGCUGAAAGUGAAUCUCAAAGUCAAACAAAAGUAUUUAUUUGGAAUGAUAUGGGCUCCCAGGGAAUUCAAGAGACUGGCAAAACGAGGAGGAAAACCCAGACUGCAAAGCGAUUUAUUUAUAAUGUACCACCUAAUAAUGAGACAAAUUUAGAUGAUUACUCAGUGAUGCAGCCACCUGUUGCCUAUACAGAAGAAGAUUUGUCGUUCAUCAAAGAAGAACCAGAGUUGGAAGGUGCUCUGCUCUCAGGGCCAGACUGUGACAGGAAUUUGAAUGCAGCUUUGUUGGUUGAAGCUGGUUCUGGUCAAGAAACAAAUGAUGCUGGUACUUCACAUGAAUUCAAGUAUGGGUUGAUGCCUGGCCCUUCAGGUGAAUUCAAGUAUGGAUUGAUACCGGGUACUUCAAAUGAUUUUAAAUAUGGACUGAUACCAGGUGCGCCAAAUGAUUUCAAGUAUGGAUUAUUGCCAGAAUCUUGGCCAAAACAAGAAACCUGGGAAAAUGGUGAAUCACCUGUAACCAUGAACAAGUUAAAAUGCCCUCACUGUAGCUAUGUAGCCAAAUACAGACGGACACUAAAAAGGCACCUGCUCAUUCACACCGGAGUGAGGUCAUUUAGCUGUGAUAUUUGUGGAAAGCUGUUUACUCGAAGAGAACAUGUAAAAAGACAUUCCCUGGUGCAUAAAAAGGAUAAAAAAUACAAGUGUAUGGUGUGUAAGAAGAUCUUCAUGUUAGCAGCCAGUGUUGGAAUAAGACAUGGAUCUCGACGCUAUGGUGUUUGUGUAGACUGUGCAGAUAAAUCACAACCAGGAGGGCAAGAAGGCGUAGAUCAGGGACAGGAUGCAGAUUUCCCUCGGGAUGAAGAAUAUGAAGAAAAUGAAGUUGGAGAAGCUGAUGAAGAGCUGGCUGAUGGAGAAGAUCAGAAUGAUCCAUCUCGAUGGGAGGAGUCAGGAGAUGUUUGUAUGUCUCUAGAAGAUUAACUGACCUACUAUACUCAAGGAUGCUGCAUUUGGACAUAAUAUGAAUCAACAAUUUGAAAUGUUGAACUUGAAGGCUUGCAUAAUAUGGUACAUAAUAUGGUAGUUAUGUUGCUGUGAAAACUGUAGGGUCAAAGCCUUAUAGCAAAAAAAAUUUUUUUUUAUAUUUGCACAGGACUGUACAGCAAACCACCUUGUGGUUGGAUUACAUGGAGUCCCCGCAUAGUCAGUUAUCAAAGUAAAGAUAUUUUUUAUUUAUAGGAUAAUACAGUAAACUAUUUGGGUCCUCUGAAAAGCCUAGUGCUUGUGUUUAUAGAACUUACACUCGUGUGCCACUUUAACGAGUGGAGAAAAUACAUUUAUGGAAAUACAGUGACAGCUGACCCAAUCACUCUGUCAAUCAGACCACUCAGGCUAGUUUGUACUAGUAGGGUUUGUUUCUAUUUUUAUUUUUAUUUAUUUUUUUUAAUACAGAUUUUUCAGUGAGGGGAUUUUUCAACCCCAUUGGUUCUACCUUGUAUUUUCCAUUUUAAUUUCUCCAUAACUUAAACCAAGUGUCUCCACUAGGCCUAGAUAUUUCUCAAUUUUGUGCUGAUAGACAUGCUUAUAAGAACUGGAGAGGUAAUUUAUUGGAAUGAACUAACUGACUUCCUCCAUUCCCCGUUUCCUUCUUUGACAUGAAUUUUACUGCUUCACAGAUAAAGAAUGAUGUUGAAAAGUUUCCGUGGUUAAGUUGAAAAUACCACUAAAAUGAUUAUGAUUUAGAAGUAACUUUCUCCUGCUGCUUUAAUCUGAUAAAUGGUUACUAUAGACAUAAAUAUAGAUGACGUUUUCUGACACGGCGUCCUGGUUUUGGGUAUCUGUUACUUUGGCACUAUUCUUGUUGGCCUUUUUUUUUUUUUUGCCAGUGUACUUUACCUCAGUCCUAUUUGAAAGACAAAUCUUAAUUUAAAAAAGUCUAGAAACAAGAAGUAAACUGAAUGAUUUGUUUUAUAAUUUAUCAUCCAUGUCCAGUUUGGUUAGCCUGUUAUGCAAUAUAAGUGAAUUAUCAGGUUUUUAUUCUUGUGCCCUUUUUAUCAUUAAAAAUAACACAAAAAUUAUGUUCUCUUUUGUUUCAUACUUACCUGGGAUAUUAAAUAUUUUUUAAAUUGUGGUGAAUAAUUUAACUUUUGUAUUUCUUAGUUAUCAUUCCUUGAUAUAGUCUAUACUGAUAACCAUGAUUUAACUGUCUAUAAAAUCUCAAAAUUUGAGAGGCUUUACAAUUUAUUAUUUUGUUUAAAAAAAUCUUCAGGGUACAAAGGGUAAUAUAUUAAGUUAAAUUUUUAUUUAGCCUGGUGGCAAAUGAAUCACUGAAUAAUCAAUCAUUGAACUCAAAGCUACAUUUUGCUUAGUAAUAUUAAUAUUGACAGAAUUUAUCAGGAACAUAAUGUAUAUUAUACCAGGUUGAGGGACAUCAUAUUUUCACCUUUUAAAUAAAAUCUAAGUAUAGUUUCCUAUUUUGUAUCAGGUAACAAAAAAUAUGCUAGUCAUGUGGAAAAUGUGUUUUGACAAAUAUAAUCCUUUUGGUGCUCUAUCUGAUCAAAGUGGAUAAUUUGGUGUGUUUUAAGAGACAACUUUUAUCAAUGUCUCUUAUUUCAGUUGAAUGAUGAUUUAAUGUUUCUGCUUGGUUAAGUCAAAGAUGAAUUACAGUUACAUGGCUGAAUUCACAUUUUGUCAUCUAAACUGUAAACCAGGUUAGGGGACUAGCUUUGGUUUGAUUUUUGUUCAAAACUAAAGACUAUAUCUUCAGUGUUCUAGUCAGAUGAGAAAUGUCAUUUUGGUGGGGUCCAAAGUAGAAUUUAGUUGGGCAGAGAUACUAUGAAUGAGAAAGUAUUUUAAAACGUACAAUGUUCUGCUUUGUGAAUAUGUAAGUAUAGGAUAAAGAUUUCUCUCACCCCAUUUAUCCCCUCCUUUAAAAUAAACCAUAGUUUACAAUUGGUAGAUCUGUCUAUAUAUAAAUAUAUAUUAAAGAGAAAAGAUAUAUAUCUUGAAAUCACUUAAAUCCGCUUUAUUAGACUACAGGUCACUUAUUGCAUAGAAACUGGACUUGGCGUUACAUUCUUAAUGUACUUUUCUUUAAGAUACAAACUUAUUCUUUUGAAAAUGAAUUUUCUUUUACUUUCAAUCACUUAUGUAUAUCUGGUAAAUUAUGACCAAAUUUGUGUUAGAGUGCAUACAGUAAAUUGAAAUAUACACUUGGUACACUAAAGGAUUGUUGUGCUUUUGUUUUGGUUUUAGUUGGAAACAAGGUUUGAUGUAGCUGGCUUGUUACUGUUAAUUUAAAAUAAUCUAUAAUUUUCCAUUGCCUAUUUUGUGUUUUUGACAGUUUUGACUAUAUAUUUAUUUAGUCAACUGAAUCAUGAUACUUUUAAAAGUUUGUUUUUAGAAAGAUAAUCCAAAGGGGAAAAAAAUGUUUAUACGCUUGACUAUUAGCCUCAGCCUAUAUAAAAUUUCUUUAAAGUAAAUGUUUUAUCAGAAAAAAAGUUGACAAAUUUUUCUACUUGAUGACUGCCUAAUUUAUUUUGUUUUAAGAUCUUGGAAGGGACUGCCUUUUCCUUUCUAGAUCUUUUUUAAAAAUAGUUUUUAGUACUAAGGUACACUACUGGACAUUUCUAUUUUUUUAAGUAUUCUUUUUUCUGACUUACUGUACAAUUUGAGGAAGUUGACAGAUAUUAAGAACUUAUGAUUGGUCUCAGAGAGGCAACCAUGGAAUACUCAUAAUAUUGUCAAUGGAGCCCUGGCAGAAUUAUGUGGGUCACAUUUGUUGACUUUUUCUCUUGUAACUUAUAUUCUAAGCAAAAUAUAUUUUAGAGAUUUUAAUUUUAAUGAAGGGGAAGAGUAUAAACUAUUCCUUUCAUAUUUACUGUAGUAACAGACCCUUUCACAAAUCUAGAUCAUGUAUUGGUUCUUAAUGAUUCUCACAGACAGUUACUUCCGUACGGUCCCUUCUUUGUCUUAGUUAUUGAUUGACCUGCUUUUUCAUACUCACUAGAUGUUCUGCUCAAUUUUAGCACUCUAGCCAUUUAGACCCAAAAACAAAAGAAACUUUUAAGAGAGGGGAAACUGAACAGUAAGUAAUGAGUAAUUUGGGGGUAAGACACUAACUGGUUUGGGUUGAGCCAUCCUGAUUGAGAAGAGGGAGGAAACACAACACUAUCUGGUACAUAUUAAGUGCACAGUACUUCUUAGCUGUUAACUAAUCAAUGUGAGCCAAGAGGGGAAAAAGCUAUAAAAAUGGAGCAAGAAAGUAGGAAAUGAAAGGAUACAGUCUUGGAAAUUUAUAUUAAUAUAAUACCUUGUAGAUAGGGCCUGAAGAUGAUUUUGAAGUUGCAUAGUAUAGGGGAGAGUGUAAUGGAAAACAAGUUUAAAAAAAAAAAUCUUAAUUUAAAAACUUCAAGGUUUAUUUAUAUUUUUAGUAUUUUCUGAACGUGGCAGGAAACGUUUAGACUUAUUUUUCUGAAUAAUGAUUCCAAAAGCUACCAUUUGUUUUUGGUACACAUGGAGUGCCUAUGUAUGCUGUUCCUUGCGCUUUACAUGAUUUUACUGAAUUUCCUAUAAGGUAGGUGCUAUUGUCUCCAUUUUAUAGAUGUAGAAAGGCUAAGAGAAAUUCAGAAACAUGCCUGAUUUAACACUGCUUUUAAGUGCUAGAGCUAGGAUUUAAUCGGGCCUUAUUCUGAAAGCCCUUACCUUUCCCAUUAGUUAACUUUUGUAGAAUUCAGCUCUUGAGAAAGGAGUUUACUUAUGGAGAUGUGUUUCCCUUACAAAGCAUCCGAACAGCCAUUUUCAGGAUUUGGGUGUCUAAUCUGUGCUCCCCCCCUAAAUAACUAUCCUCACUACUUUUCCCAUCCAAUAAAGCAAUUGUUUUGUCACUUGACUCUUGUAAACGUAACCAAACCCAAUGUAGCCCAUGCUAUUAAUUGGCUGUUGCCUUUUCAUUUUCAAAAAGAUGGUUUUUAACAACUGGUUUCGAACCCCACUUUUUAUCUGUGCCGUUUAGUCACCCAGAUCCUUAAACUUAAUUAUGGUACACAACAUAUGCUUAGAACUAGCAGGUGUCUUUUUUUAGUCUUUGUAGGCUUUAAAAUGGAAGGUUCUUUUCCUGCUGUAUCCCUGCUUUCACGUGAAGUUGAACAAUUCUAAGUGGUUUUUAAAAUGUAUUGGGGAUAUAUGCACCCUUUGAAAGAUGGUUUCUAGCCAUGAAUUUUAUGACAUUGGGUACUUAAAUUUGGAGUCUGCUGGCUACUGAGAGCAAAAUUUAGGGGUGACAAGAGGGUGGUUGGGGCUAUUAUGAAAUGGGAGAAUCAUUCUAAACCGUGUAAACGUAAAAGAACACUUUGUUCUGCCUGCUGUUUGUAAAAGCUCUUCGGGAAGAUCUUUUACGAAGACCAAUUUUUUUUAAUGUAAUUUACCUACCUAGUAUAAGUGUCCUAAGACAUGUAUGUAAACUUCCAAAACUGUUUUGUCUGUGUAUUUAGAAAAUACACAAGAAUCUUUAUCAAACCUAAAAAUAUAAACUUGUGAGCACUAAACUG
Messenger RNA from Echinops telfairi (small Madagascar hedgehog), 6647 nucleotides. It is a transcript of the gene ZBTB10, whose product is annotated as zinc finger and BTB domain containing 10. NCBI's taxonomy places the organism in Eukaryota, Metazoa, Chordata, Mammalia, Afrosoricida, Tenrecidae. Gene Ontology annotation, molecular function: RNA polymerase II cis-regulatory region sequence-specific DNA binding; protein binding; DNA-binding transcription factor activity, RNA polymerase II-specific. Bases 16 to 2079 code for a protein of 687 amino acids. The record is from RefSeq and is a predicted model, not a curated record. The transcript is spliced from 6 exons. Gene Ontology annotation, biological process: regulation of transcription by RNA polymerase II.